UCAAUGACUGCAAUUUAACUACAUUAGGAUGAUAAUACAUAUGUUGCUAAUAAACAUCAUCUCCAUCAAAAAUAGAUCAUAAUGUGAAAAAAAGACGAUAUUUAUAUAUGCACAGUAUGUUAAUUAGUUUUAAAAAGCAAGUACUGUUUACUAAUUGGUUGGAUAUAUAAAGACAGGCAGCUUGUUUAAAGCCUGUGAAUUACUGAAAGCAUUCGUUUGAUAAUCUGUGCUGUAUUUAUGACUGAUUUAUGUUUGUUUUUGGCAGUUUUGCUCGUCCUUUCUCACAGUGGAGCUCUUCCCACAGGUCUUAAUGCUGAAUGUUCCCACGAGUAAAGACGACAGAGUUGGCGAACAUAACGACAAAAUAACAUGAAUGAUCCAGAAACCUGCAGAAUUAAACCGGAAGAUACCGAAGAACCAAUAGGGCCGUUGCAAUUGAAAAAGGAGAUUGAAGAACUGUCUGAAGCUGAAGAGGAGCAUCAUGUCAAAACUGAAGAAAAAUCAUUAACCCCUUUGAGUCCUAACAAAAUAUGUUUCGCUUGCCCUAUGUGUGAAAAGAGUUUCUCGUGUAGGCAAAAUCUUGAUCUUCACAUUAAAUUUCAUCGCGGAGGGAAGCCUUAUGCAUGCGAGCAGUGCGAUAUGAUUUUCACAAUAAAAGGGAACCUUAAUGAACACGUGAAAAUUCACGCCGCAGAGAAGAAACACAUCUGUGAUCAGUGUGGGAAGAGCUUCCCGCAAAAACGAAACCUCGAUGAACACGAAAAAAUCCACAGCCUGGAGAAACCGUACGCAUGCGAUCGAUGUGGGAAGAGUUUCCCAUUUAAAGGAAACCUCGACGAACACGUGAGGAUCCACACCGGAGAGAGGCCGCACAAAUGUGAUCAGUGCGGGAAGAGCUUCGCACAAAAAGGAAACUUUAACGUACACAUGAAAAUCCAUACUAGAGGGAAACUUCACGCGUGUGAUCAAAGUGGGAAGAGCGUCACACUAAAAGCAUCCUUUAAUGAACGCGUGAGAAUCCACACCGGAGAGAAACCGCACACGUGUGAUCAGUGCGGGAAGAGUUUCACUCAAAAAGGAGCUCUUAACGAACACAUGAAUAUUCACACCGGAGAAAAACCACACAACUGUGAUCAGUGCGGGAAGAGUUACGCACGAAAAGGAGCGCUUAAUGAUCACAUGAAAGUCCACACCGGAGAAAAGCCGUAUACUUGUGAUCAAUGCGGGAAGAGUUUCAUAAAAUCAGGUGUUUAUAAAGUACAUCUGCUUACUCAUUCUAGAGAAAGGCUGUAUAGCUGUGACCAGUGCGGUAAAAAGUUUUUUAGGGCAGAUUUCCUGAAGGACCACCUGAAAGUUCAUACAAAGGAGAAGCCUUUUGUAUGUUAUUUGUGUGGAAAGAGUUUUACCCAAAAGGGUGCAUUAAAACUACACCAGAUAAGACACAGCGGCGUGAAGGAUCAUGCUUGCUCUGAGUGUGGGAAGACUUUUUUUACAGAUAGUGCCCUGAAGGUGCACCAGACAGUUCACUCUACAGAAACACCUUUCAAGUGUUCACACUGUGACAAGAGCUUCAAACGUCCAGAAUAUCUGAAAAUACACGAGAGGAUCCACACCGGAGAGAAACCGUACACGUGUGAUGAGUGCGGGAGGAGCUUUAGAUUAAAAGGAACCCUUAACGAACACAUGCAGACUCACACCGGAGAGAAGCCGCACACGUGCGAUCAGUGUGGGAAGUGUUUUGCACAAAAAGGAAACUUUAUUGUACACAUGAAAAUCCACACUGGAGUGAAGCCAUAUGCAUGUGAUCAAUGUGGGAAAACCUUUGUGCAUAAAGGAAACCUUAACGCACACAUAAAAACCCACACUGGAGUGAAACCGCACACGUGUGAUCAGUGCGGGAAGAGUUUUGCACAAAAAGCACCCCUUAAUGAUCACAUGACAAUCCACGCCGGAGAGAAGCCGCACACUUGUGAUCAGUGCGGGAAGAGUUUCAGAAAAUCAAAAGUACAUACGUGUACUCAUUAUAGAGAAAGACAUUAUAGCUGUGACCAGUGCAGUAAAAAAUAUUUUAGGGCAGAUUCCUUGAAGGACCACCUGAAAGUUCAUACAAAGGAGAAGCCUCACGUGUGUUCUUUGUGUGGAAAGAGUUGUAGUAACGCUGGAUACAUUAAAAUCACACCAGAAAAGACACAGCGGUGUGAAGGAUCACGCUUGCUCUACGUGCGGUACUUGAUCAAAGAGAAUGAGGAGACGGAAGACCCGAAACACCAUCACGUCAAAUCUUUGAUUCGCUCGCAGGCCGAGACGUUUUUUUCCGUAAAAAGAGUAUCCAAGAAAUCUUUCACCUGCCUGCAGUGCGGCAAGAGUUUCAGACAUAAAAGAAACCUUAGUGGACACAUGCAUAUUCACACCGGAGAGAAACAACACACUUGUGAUCAGUGCGGAAAGAGUUUGAGACAUAAAAGAAACCUUAAUGAACACAUGAAGGUCCACACCGGAGAGAAACCGCACACGUGUGACCAGUGCGGGAAGAGUUUCAGGCAUAAAAGAAACCUUAAUGAACACAUGAAAAUCCACACCGGAGAGAAGCCGCACACGUGUGACCAGUGCGGGAAGAGUUUCAGACAUACAGGACACCUUAACGAUCACAUGAAAAUCCACACCGGGGAAAAGCCGCACACGUGCGGUCUCUGUGGGAAGAGUUUCGCGCAUUUGAGUACUUUGAAAUCGCAUCUGAAUUCUCAUUCUGGAGAAAGACAAUAUAUGUGUGAUCAGUGUGGCAAGAACUUUUCUUGGGCGAAUUCCCUGAAGGACCACCUGACGGUUCAUUUAAAGGAGAAACCUCACGUGUGCCCUUUGUGUGGAAAGAGUUUUAGCCAGCUGAGUUAUUUAAGAAAACACCAGCAAAGACACAGCGGCGUGAAGGAUGUUCUUUGAUCGCGGGAGGACCUUCAUUACGGUUGAUGAACUGAAACGGCACUAGAGGAGUGGUCAGGAAACCCGAGAUCAUCGAGAAUCUACAACGGCGAGAGUCGUAUCACUGCCUUCCACGUGGGAAAAGUUUCCCCCUUUAUAAUUAAAGACGAAAAAAAUGGUCUGAAAUCAUUAAAAUCAUGUCUAAGUUUAUCUAAAGAUCCAGCUCGUUUGUUCAAUGAUUUUAUUAGGAUUUUUUUGUAUUAUAUUACAAUAUUAUGGUUUAAAUAUUUAUGAAUCAUUGCUCAUUAUUUCAUGCUUUUAAACAUAUUGGAAGCCAUUAAGUGUUAAACGAGCAGACGCAGAUACUGAAUGGUGCAAACAAACAUUGUAUUAUAAGCUGUUAUACAAAUGAAAGCGUUAUUUCCCAGAAUAAUCACAAGUCUAAGAUUUAAGUUUUGUUGUGAAAAGAUGAAUCGACUCUUUCUCAGAUCUGGGCAGAAUAAUUAAGCGGUUAGUUCACCCUAAAAAGGAAAUUAGCACAUUAUUUACUCACCCUAGGUGUAUAAAACUUCCUUCUUUCAGACGAAACCCAAUCAAGGUUAUAUUAAAAAUUGCCCUGGCUCUUCCAAGCUCUAUUAACGAAAUGGGGGUGUUUAUUGUUAACAGUCCAAAAUAAAUCCAAUAAAGUGCAUUCAUUUAUAAAAAAGUAAA
Puntigrus tetrazona (Sumatra barb) is the source of this 3627-nucleotide messenger RNA. Its product is annotated as oocyte zinc finger protein XlCOF6-like. The transcript is spliced from 3 exons. The coding region runs from base 370 to 2937 and encodes 855 amino acids. Lineage: Eukaryota; Metazoa; Chordata; Actinopteri; Cypriniformes; Cyprinidae. The record is from RefSeq and is a predicted model, not a curated record.